Melopsittacus undulatus (budgerigar) is the source of this 885-nucleotide messenger RNA. Its product is annotated as feather keratin 4-like. The transcript is spliced from 2 exons. Gene Ontology annotation, cellular component: intermediate filament. Lineage: Eukaryota; Metazoa; Chordata; Aves; Psittaciformes; Psittaculidae. Gene Ontology annotation, molecular function: structural constituent of cytoskeleton. The coding region runs from base 27 to 452 and encodes 141 amino acids. The record is from RefSeq and is a predicted model, not a curated record.
ACAAGUGCCGGUUGUGGGGCAGUUUCAUGCGGAAGGUACGCACCCGCACCCCGGGGCUGGGCCACCCUAUAAAACCCCACACGGUGCCUCGAGCCCCAUCACCUGCUCCCGGUCGCCGCUGCUGCCGUCACCUGGGUAGCCCUCCUUGCCGAGCAAUGUCCUGCUACGACCUGUGCCUGCCCUCCUCCUGCAGCCCCCGUCCGCUGGCCACCAGCUGCAACCAGCCCUGCUUCCGCCGCUGUGGGGACUCCACCACCGUCAUCCAGCCCCCCACAGUGCUGGUCACCCUGCCCGGACCCAUCCUCAGCUCCUACCCACAGAACACAACAGUGGGAUCCACAGCAUCGGCUGCCAUAGGGAACUACCUGCGGUGCUGCGGGAUCCCCGUGGGUUCCAGUACCCGCGGGCUGGGGAAGGCAGGACUGCUGUGCCUGGGCAGCAGUGGGAUAUAGGGUCUCUGUGAUGGUCACCUCCUGCUGAUGCCAACAGAACCUCUGCAGCAGGAAGGACGAACAAAGAACAGGACCAAGAGUGGGGAACAGGACCAAGGAAAUGCCUGUGGGUGUCCCAGAUGGGAGGGGGGAGCUGCAGACCCCCACCAGGAGGAGGGGAUCCAUGUGAGCUUGUCACCGGGCCUAUUUAAACCUUUCUCUCACUAAGCCUUGCUUUAUAUUUCCAUGUAGGUGUCACACCUUGUGGGGCUGCUGGCUGGGCAAAAAUGCUUCUAGCAGGCUGUAGGCAGAGGAUAGCCAUGGGGCAGUGGGGCAGAGGAUCAGCUUGUCCCGGAAUGGGCUUUAUCCAUCUCUUUACCGAGCACUGGAAAUGCACUUCUCAUACUCUGCACUGAUUUAUUCUCCUAUCUCAUUAAAGUCAUGCUGCAUCAUA